This is a messenger RNA of Agrilus planipennis (emerald ash borer), 1500 nucleotides long. RefSeq names its product protein ALP1-like. NCBI's taxonomy places the organism in Eukaryota, Metazoa, Arthropoda, Insecta, Coleoptera, Buprestidae. The transcript has a single exon. The record is from RefSeq and is a predicted model, not a curated record. Bases 591 to 1445 code for a protein of 284 amino acids.
AGAGCCUUUAGACUCUAAUGUGUUGUAGUUUUCUAUCUGUUGAGUUUCUGGAAGCUCUAUUACUACAUUAGAGCCUUCAGACUCUAAUGUGUUGUAGCUUUCUAUCUGUUGGUUUUCUGGAAGCUGUAUUAUUACAUUAGAGCUUGAAUCACUCUCUGAUGGCCGGGCCUGGUUGGUACUGAUGCACGUAGUGUUAUCAUAUUAUUUAAAUUUUGCAGUUUAGUGUUAUUAUAUUUUCCUAAAGCCGCCUGAUAUAAAAUAUUAUGAAUUAAAUGUUUAACGUGUAUCUGGGCUGUAUGAGACAGUUUUCUUAUUUCAUUUCCAACAUACUCUCCAAACACAGAUGACUCGUCUCUUUUGGUUGAGGCUUUUAAUAUAUCGUAAGCUUCAUCAGCUCUUCUUUCGAUUUCUGACUUGUUACAGAAUCGUUUCUUUUUAUGUGAAAAAUCUGUGCAACUGUUUGGAGUUCCUUCGUUUGUACCUUCGUUUGUACUACAGCUGUCAUUCUUGGCAAUAUCUUCUAUGGAGUGAUCAGUUGAGUUUUCAGCGUCCUCAGCAAUAUCAUUCUGAAAAGUAAAUAAACUGGUUAUAUGAAUUUGAAAGUAAAAUCACAAAUUUUUUUCCAGUGUCCUGCAAAUGAAGAAGAAUGGAAAAGAAUAGCUCAAAAUUUUGAAGUAAAGUGGAAUUUUCCUCAUUGCGUUGGAGCAAUAGACGGAAAGCAUAUUGUCAUGCAAGCUCCUGCUAACAGUGGAAGUCAAUAUUAUAAUUAUAAACAUACGUUUAGCAUUGUUUUGAUGGCAGUUGUUGAUGCCAAUUACAAUUUUAUAUAUGCACAUGUAGGUUGCCAGGGCAGAAUUUCUGAUGGAGGCGUUUUCAAGAAUACAGAGUUUUAUAAACUGCUAAAUAAAAACAAACUGAAUUUGCCAAGCCCCGUAGAAUUGCAGGGUAGAUCCAUUAAAUCUCCAUUUAUCUUUGUUGGAGAUGAAGCUUUCCCUCUAAGAACAGAUUUACUGAAGCCGUAUUCUGGCCAGUUAGGACGAUCACCAGAAAGAAUAUUCAACUACAGGCUUUCAAGAGCUCGAAGAAUUUCUGAAAACGCCUUUGGUAUCUUAUCAGCAUCAUUUCGCAUUUUUAGAAAACCAAUUAAUCUAAAUAUAGAAAAUACGCAAGCUGUCACAACGGCCUGCAUUUAUUUGUAUAAUUUUAUGAGAAAAAAACCAUCAUCAGGGUUAUUGAGCUUUGGAAGUGUUGAUGUCGAUGAUCCCAUGACUGGAAAUGUUUCGCAAGGUAAAUGGCGAGUAAUGUCAGAGAAUGACAAGGGAAUGGUUAACCUUCCCAGACGACCAAUAAGACCUAGUCAAGCGGCCUGGGAUGUCAGGGAAGAAUUUAAAAACUAUUUCAUGACACCUGAGGGGAGAAUAGAAUGGCAGGAAAGCUAUGCAUAAGUGUGCUUUUUUACAAAUCAUAUAAUAAUAAAAUCAUAUUUGUAAAAUCAUAAAA